ACUCGCAGCAUGUGAUUCACGCGGCAACCUCUCCCACUUGACACGUUCCUGCAAGCGAUAGAAGUCGGUUCCGUGAAACGCCAAAACGCAUGUGUGAAAAUGCAAAUUUAAAAAUAAAUUCGCGCGCUUCGAAUUUGUCGGGCGAAACCUCGUGCGCUCUUUCCGAUAACGACUAGUUGGUCCUCUUUGUGCGUGGUGUUAGCGUUGAUUCCAAUCCUGACAGCUGUCUCGGAAGUGUUGCAUCAGCAUGGAAGCGGCUAGCGGCGUAGCGGUCCUUGAAGAUGAGGUUUUCCACAACGAGACCAAGGCUCUGUGGGUCUUCGCCUACGGAUCCUUGUGCUGGAAGCCCGGCUUCCAGUUCCACAAAGCCGUCACGGGGUACGUCCAGGGGUUCCACCGGAGGUUCUGGCAGGGAAACACGACGCACAGAGGCACCGAAGACAAGCCUGGGAGGGUUGCCACUCUCGUCGAAAGCUCAAAGGGUUUGGUGUAUGGAGUUGCUUUCGCUAUAAGUGGGGAAGCUGCUAUUCCUUAUUUGUCGAAGCGUGAAUGUGAGUUGGGUGGAUAUACAACGGUUUUCACGACAUUCUACCCCGUUAGUGGAGACCCGUUCAAAGUUUUGUUGUAUGUUGCAACUCCGAAGAACCCUUUGUGGAUGGGGGACGCCAAGAUUGUAGACAUCGCCGAACAGAUAGUGGACUGUCGGGGGCCUAGUGGGUACAACGUAGAGUAUGUUUUAAGACUGGCGAAUUUCAUGAAACACCAUUUCCCAGAGUGCGAAGACAACCAUUUGUAUAGUUUGGAGGAAGAAGUUCUAAGAAGGGUAAAAGAUAAGAAAAUGUGCCUUAGAACUCUUAUGGGUGACGGUGAGGGAUGUGUAACUUUUGUUAAAGAGGAACGACGACGAUCCACGGAUAGUACUGAUGAUAAUCAAGAACGUAUAGAAACGUUCCAACACACGACGAGAGUCCCCGAAAAAACUCUACGUUGUUUGAAUAUUUAAGUAUUUAUUUAUUUAUUAUCAGUCGUAGAGACUGUAUUAACUCGUUAACAGUACUACCGUGUAGUACUACAAUUUUUUGUUUAGAUUUGAUGUGAUGUAUAUUUUAUUUUUGCAUUUACCUACUCGUUAUUUUUGAUACAAGACUUGUGCUGCUACCAAGAGAUUCUAAGAUAUAUUUAUAUUUUUUUGUAUUGGCCCAACUGUGAUUUUAUAAUUAACCGAUUAAAGUGUAUUUAAUAUGUA
Molecule: messenger RNA, 1246 nt
Organism: Zophobas morio
Lineage: Eukaryota; Metazoa; Arthropoda; Insecta; Coleoptera; Tenebrionidae
Product: glutathione-specific gamma-glutamylcyclotransferase 1-like
Exons: 3
Coding region: 248-1003 (251 amino acids)
Biological process (GO): glutathione catabolic process
Cellular component (GO): cytoplasm
Molecular function (GO): glutathione specific gamma-glutamylcyclotransferase activity; gamma-glutamylcyclotransferase activity
Source: RefSeq, a predicted model, not a curated record